AUGAAGUUUCCUAAUUACAGUAUAGUACAUGAAAUCAUUCUGUCUGGAUUCUCAUAUCCGUUAUAUGUUAACUCUCUACUUUUCAUAAUAUUGCUUUUAAUCUAUCUAUUUAUAAUAACUGGAAAUAUAUUGCUACUUUUUGUUAUUCAGAAAGACUCAUCUCUUCAUGCUCCCAUGUAUUUUUUUAUUAAAGCAUUAUGCAUUAUAGAGAUUGUUUAUACUGCAACUAUUAUUCCUAAAAUGUUGGCUAAUCUUAUUGAUGCAGAGAAGAAGAUGACCCUCAAUAGUUGCAUUUGGCAAGCUUACUUGUCACAUGCUCUAGGUGCUUCAGAAUGCUAUCUUCUGACUUUGAUGUCAUAUGAUCGAUAUUUAGCCAUCUGUACACCCCUAUACUAUCCAUCUAUUAUGACUACCAGAUUGUUCAUUAAGUUGGUUGCUGGAUGCUUUAUCACUGGAUUCCUAAGUCCUACUAUAGAAACAAUUUGGCUCUGCCUUCUUCCUUUUUGUGGUCCGAACACAAUACAAAACGUGUUCUGUGAUUUUCCUCCUCUAAUUGCUUUAACUUGCACAGAUCAUGCCCUAUAUGUUUUGGUUGAGUUUGUUAUCAGUUCGCUUAUCAUUUUAUUGAGUUUCACCUGCGUCCUUCUAUCAUACAUUAGAAUAAUACACGUUGUUUUGAAAAUCCAGUCCAAUGAAGGACGCCAGAAAGCUUUUUCUACCUGUGGAGCUCAUCUUCUUGUGGUGACUCUUUUUUUUGGCAGCAUUGGAUUCAUGUAUAUUAGACCUAAAAGAAGUUACUCGCAAGACUAUGACAAGACUGUUGGUCUAAUAUAUGCUGUUUUUAUACCAUUAGCUAACCCUGUGAUAUAUGGUUUAAGGAAUAAAGAAAUUAAAAGAUCUCUCCAUAAGCAUUUACAAUAUGGAAGAUUUUGA
Bombina bombina (fire-bellied toad) is the source of this 933-nucleotide messenger RNA. Its product is annotated as olfactory receptor 6N2-like. Gene Ontology annotation, molecular function: olfactory receptor activity; G protein-coupled receptor activity. Lineage: Eukaryota; Metazoa; Chordata; Amphibia; Anura; Bombinatoridae. Gene Ontology annotation, biological process: G protein-coupled receptor signaling pathway. Gene Ontology annotation, cellular component: membrane. The transcript has a single exon. Bases 1 to 933 code for a protein of 310 amino acids. The record is from RefSeq and is a predicted model, not a curated record.